AUGGCAGGCAAAGCCACAAGCAAAGGGAGGGAGGAACAGGCCAACCCCUACACCUCCCUCUGUCUGCCUGACGAUCAGUCCAUCAGAGUUCUGACCCUUCAGCCUGGGGGACCCAAAGAUCCACUCAUUGGCGCGCUCGAUUUCGCCCAUCUCGAAUCUGCCGGGGUCUACCAGGCUUUGUCCUAUGUUUGGGGUGACCCAAACGCCAGACACAGCAUCUUUCUUGGUACGGCCGAGCUUGAGAUCACCACGAGCCUGUACGAAGCGCUCAAGCGUAUUCGAGACCCGAAAAAGUCACGACGUGUCUGGGCCGACCAAAUUUGCAUCAACCAAAAAGAUCGAGCCGAGAGAAGCCAGCAGGUCAAAUUCAUGAACAUGAUUUACAAAAACGCGGACCAUGUCUUGGUAUGGCUUGGUCUGGAUGAAGAAAAUCUUGCGGCCAAGGCAUUUGACCUGAUUCACAGGCUAGAUGAGGCGCUCAACAAACACCAGGAGAAACACUCGAAGCCGAGUGUAGAGUAUGUGAAGGGUCUCGAGAAUCAGAUCGAAAAAGAGGGGAGAGCCCUCGAUUGCUUGACCGAUCUUCCUUGGUUUAAACGAGGGUGGAUCGUUCAGGAGAUAGGUACCAAAGCUCCCGCCACCAUGUUCUGGGGAGGGUCGGAGAUAGACUGGGAGACCCUGCACGGGGUUUGCGAGAGGUUGACUGACUUUCACCAUCUUCGAAGCAAGCUCAACAUUCGCACCUCGGACAUCAAGUACGUGUUCCAACGGUUCAUCGAACCGGACCAGAAGAGCUACCAUGCGAACCGCUUCAACUUCAUUUACGAACUCCAUCGAGCCCGCGGUCUUCAGCUCACAGACGCACUGGACCGCGUAUUUGCAUGGUUGGGCCAUUACUCUGUUCGUGGCAAGAACCAGCAACUCGCCAUGCUCGAGGCGAAGUACGACAAGUCGGUGGCCGAGGUGUACACCGAUGUUGCGAAACGCUCAUUGCUCGGUGAGAAUGACGAAGCGACCGGAUCUGCUCUGAUCGCACUGGCAGCUGUGCAGCACAAGAGCCUGCCAUCGGCAAAGACCAGGGAUGAUGAGAGCGACGUCCAUGAGACAGCUAGGACUGCCGACAACGACGACAAAUUACCGACUUGGGUGCCAGACUGGAGAAGGUCCAAUCAGUCGUUCAUUCUCUCCGAGCCCAUUGUCCCCCAUCGCGCCCACGGCACUUCAUCGCCGGAGAUUGACAUUAUGAGAGACAAACCGAUCCUCAAAAUCGGUGGGGUCAUUUUUGAUAGGGUGAAAUGGUGCAGUCGGUUACUCAGGGCCAAGGAAUUCCACCCGAGACCAGUUCGGGAGGAGCCAGUCCGGGAGGAGGCUGAGCUGGCGAUAGACUACCUGUGGCGUGAGGGUUGUGACCAGGGCGGCCAGUUCGACCUUAGCGUGAGGUACCCAAACGGUCAAGAAGCACUUUUCGCUCUGAUGCAGACGUUGAGCAAUGGCUGCGUGCAAAUUGCCGGCCGGGAAGGCAAGGCAUAUCGAGACAUUCCCUGCAGCAGGUGGCUGGAACAACAAGCAGCGUACCUGGCAAAGGUCUUUGAUUUGAGUUCAUGUUCGUCGUGCCCGAAGCUCCAUCGGCUUGCCGAGGAGGCGGCAAAGGGUGACGAGCAUCACGAAGGAGAGCAGUGGAGUCGAGCAGCCAACGGAGCCUCGAAGAAUCGAAAGUUUGCGAGAACCGACAGUGGCUAUUACGUCUUGGGGCCGGAGGUCAUGGAGGAGACGGACAUUAUUUGCGUCCUCUUUGGGGGAAAGAUGCCAUUUUGCCUGCGGCCUUGGAACUCCCACUACCUUCUCGUGGGAGAGUGUUAUGUGCAUGGCUUGAUGGAUGGAGAGGCGAUGGAGAUGCUUCGUCAAGGCCUCAUUCCCCAAGAAACGUUUGAGAUUGUCUGA
Messenger RNA from Exophiala oligosperma, 1941 nucleotides. RefSeq lists its product as uncharacterized. The record is from RefSeq and is a predicted model, not a curated record. The transcript has 2 exons. Bases 1 to 1941 code for a protein of 646 amino acids. NCBI's taxonomy places the organism in Eukaryota, Fungi, Ascomycota, Eurotiomycetes, Chaetothyriales, Herpotrichiellaceae.